GGUUCUUGGCCAGUGACAUCAGAGAUCCCACGCCCUUCUCGGAUUAUAAAUGCUGCUCGGACGCAUGUACAAAUCCCUUUCCAAACUCACAAGAACGCUGUAGUUAAGAAGUGUGGGCCUGUCACUGCUGCGAUCAUCACUCAUCAUGGCACCAGUUGGAAAGAAGGGUAUCUUGGAGCGCCUGAACGCAGGAGAUGUCAUUGUCGGGGACGGAGGCUUCGUCUUCGCCCUGGAGAAGAGAGGCUACGUCAAAGCGGGACCAUGGACACCCGAGGCUGCGGCUGAGCACCCUGAAGCCGUGCGCCAGCUGCACAGGGAGUUCCUGAGAGCUGGAGCCAAUGUCAUGCAGACGUUCACCUUCUACGCCAGUGAUGACAAACUGGAGAACAGGGGCAACACUCAGAGGUUCAGUGGCCAGCAGAUCAACGAGGCGGCCUGUGACCUGGCCAGAGAGGUGGCCAAUGAGGGUGAUGCUCUGGUGGCUGGAGGAGUCUGUCAGACUCCUUCUUACCUCAGUUGCAAGAGCCAGGACGAGGUCAAAGCCAUCUUCAAGAGACAACUUGAUGUCUUCGUGAAGAAAAAUGUGGACUUCUUGAUUGCAGAGUACUUUGAGCAUGUGGAAGAGGCCGAGUGGGCAGUCCAGGUUCUGAAGACCACCGGCAAACCUGUGGCUGCAACUCUGUGCAUCGGACCUGAAGGAGACCUGAACGGAGUCAGCCCUGCAGACUGUGCUGUCAAACUCGUCAAAGCUGGCGCUGAAAUCGUGGGCGUCAACUGUCACUUUGACCCGGAGACUUGUGUGAAGACCGUGAAGAUGAUGAAGGCCGGCGUGGAGAGGGCCGGGCUGAAGGCUCACUACAUGUGCCAACCGCUGGCCUACCACACCCCCGACUGCAACCGCCAGGGAUUCAUCGACCUGCCCGAGUUUCCUUUCGGUCUGGAGCCAAGGCUGCUGACCAGAUGGGACAUGCAGAAAUAUGCCAGGGACGCGUACAAGGCCGGCAUCCGUUACAUCGGUGGAUGCUGUGGAUUCGAGCCGUACCACAUCCGUGCCGUGUCCGAGGAGCUGGCACCCGAGAGGGGCUUCCUGCCCGCUGGCUCUGAGAAGCACGGCAGCUGGGGAAGUGGCUUGGAGAUGCACACCAAGCCGUGGGUCAGGGCAAGGGCCCGUCGUGACUACUGGGAGAAGCUGAAGCCAGCGUCCGGACGUCCCUUCUGCCCUUCAAUGUCAAGACCUGACAGUUGGGGCGUCACCAAGGGCCACGCUGACCUGAUGCAGCAGAAGGAGGCCACCUCUAAGGAGCAGAUGAAGGCUCUCUUCAACAAGGCAGGCCAAGGCCACUAAGCUCCCCCCCUCUUGACUCCUCCAUUGAAAGAGGAUAAUCCAGGAGUAGUGUGUGAGCAGCCAUACUCACAUUCCCAUAACCAAAACAAAACCCCCCCACCCAAACAUCCAAAUGCUGAAGCUUUUUGUCUUUUUAGGACCAUUUUUACUGUGUGGACUAAUACUGUGAUAACGAAGCUCCAACGAGCAGCUGUGUGCACCCAAGAAAAAUGCCUCGACACUCCAGAAGUGUUUGAUGUCAUGUGUGAAAAUAAAUAAUAAACCCGCAAUUGAAUGAAA
Molecule: messenger RNA, 1624 nt
Organism: Mugil cephalus (flathead mullet)
Lineage: Eukaryota; Metazoa; Chordata; Actinopteri; Mugiliformes; Mugilidae
Gene: bhmt
Product: betaine-homocysteine methyltransferase
Exons: 8
Coding region: 146-1345 (399 amino acids)
Molecular function (GO): zinc ion binding; betaine-homocysteine S-methyltransferase activity
Source: RefSeq, a predicted model, not a curated record